Molecule: messenger RNA, 3168 nt
Organism: Nerophis lumbriciformis (worm pipefish)
Lineage: Eukaryota; Metazoa; Chordata; Actinopteri; Syngnathiformes; Syngnathidae
Source: RefSeq, a predicted model, not a curated record
AUGCAGGAAGAGUCUAAACAAAGAAGAAUGACCAUGGAUUUUUCCCAACUGCACACAUACACGCCACCACAGUGUGCUCCGGAGAACACCGGCUAUACCUACUCCCUCAGCUCCAGCUACUCGACGGCCGCGUUGGAGUUUGAGAAGGAGCACCAGAUCGCUCCGGUGUACGAGUCGCCCAGGAUGUCGCGGCGGAGCCUGCGUCUGCAAGCACUUGCUGCUCACGGUAACGACGACGUUCCUGAAUACUUGCAGAACCGGAGCCAGAGCAGCUAUGCUAUCAGGAAAGAGUCCCAGUGAUCGCGGGGCAGGAAACUACAUUCCAGUUCCAACACCAUCUCUUUAUCCCUGAGCCAAGCCGACACGCCGAGGAAAAACCUUAGCUUCUCCGCCAUCAGUACCCCAGUAGGAAGUAGCACCAGGUUGGAGGAAGGCGACGUCAGGUCGGACGUCGGCCUGCACUCUACUCUGACGGACCGGGGUCACCUGAGACAGCGCACCUUCACCUCGACCAGUAGGACCGACGAUGGCAUCUGGGGCAGGACGUACCAGUCCGAACACAGAUCAUCGAACAUCAACGGCGACAUCGGCGCUUCCACGUCUCACGCCUCGCACGCCAACGGCUACAUCUGUAAAGACUGCAGCUUCCAUUGUGAAAAGAAUGACUCCAGCAGUACGCACUCGUCACCUAAACCCUCGACGUCGUCGCAUGAGGAAGCGAUCCACACGGAUCCUUUUUCUUACCGGUCGUCAUUUCACUCAAGGAUAUAUUCCCCAGACCAGAGUCAGAAGAGGCAGACUGGUGUCCUAACAUCUGUGUCAAAUACGUGUGCGCGCCUGAGCAAAAAAGUCCUGGCUCCUUUUGUGUCCAUCUUCACCGUGUUGACUAGCAGUGUUGUUUGGCUGCACACACGAACCAAGGGCAGCGUGAGCAUGCUAGAGAGAGGCUCGGCGACAGCCUCAGCGGGGGUCUUGACAUCAUGUAAGGACUCCCUGAAGCAAACGGCUUCGUCUAGUUUGUCUCAAAUGUGGUUACUGAAGCGCAAAAUGAUGGGCGACUCCCAAGUUCAAGCUCACUCCAGUUACUGUGGGAGCAUGAAUGUCAAAGACCUGGGGAAAGAAGACGCCUCGCAUCUCAAUUUGAACGGUUCCCUAUGUGAUGACUGUAAAGGGAAGCAGUACUCUGAGACCCAGGACGUUCUCUGCGCUCAGUCGUCCAGGUUUCGGCGACUGCUGGGGGCAAUGCGGAGCCUCCUGGCCUACACAGGUUACUGGCUCUUUGUGCCGGCUCAUUACGUGUCAAAAGGCGCUAAAGCUUUGGGUUCAGGUGCGGGGGCCUUGAUGAAGAUGGUCCUCUCGCUGCUGUGGACUGUUGUAGCGGUACCAGCAAAGGCAGGCCGGAGUCUCCUGUGGUUUAUCGCCAGUGGAUGGUACCGCCUUGUGUCCCUAAUGUCACUACUCAAUGUCUUCUUUCUGACACGAUGCCUCCCCAAACUCUGGAAGCUUCGCCUGCUUCUUCUGCUCCUUCUGCUGCUCUUGGCUUGGUGGCUGUGGGCUCCGUCCAGCGCUGUCCUGCUCGGCUACUUUCCGCCCGUGAACGUGACCCAGUGGCAUCCUUCCUUUAUCGCCACUUACCUGUCCAGCUGGUUGCCGGCGUCUGCUCCAGAUUCUUCCCCAGAUCGGACGUCGGUCCCCGUUUCACAGACACCGCCGCUACUUGUACAUAAUGUGGACUCUGAGCGCCUGGAGCGUCUGGAGCGCCAGCUAGCUCAGCUGUGGGAGCGAGUCCAGCAAAGCGACAAGAAUCAGGAGCGCCAUCAAGCAGACAUUUUGGCCCAGUACGCUAACCUGAAGGAGAAGCUCCACAGCGAGACAGACAAGGAGACCCUAGGACUGUGGGUGUCCUCCCUGCUGGAGCGGCGGCUGGACGUGUUGCGAGGAGAGCUGGAGCGAGGCCAAGAGCUCCGAGUGCAGAGCGAAGAGCAGCUGAAAACGCUUCAAGGGCGUCAAACGGCACGCUUGGAUGACUUGGAAUCUCAGCUCGGCAUUUUGGUUGCGAGGACCGAGGUGCAGCAGCUGCAGAAAUACAAUGUGGACAAAGAGAAAACGGAAGAGGCGGUCAUUGCUCCCGCCGUAGACGCACCGAUUCACAGCGAGGCCGUGAAGCAGGAGGAACACGAUGCCUUGGUGGCCGAGGUGCAAAGAUUGGAGUUGGACUUGGCCAAAAUCAGGGAGGACUUGAGCAGCGUCGUGGGAUGCAAGGGCAAGUGCGAGCAGCUGGACUCGCUGCAAGCGACGGUGUCCGCGCAAGUGUCCUCCCAAAUUCGGAAGGAGUUGCAGGCUCUGUUCUACGGCGAGGAGACGGAAGGCCAAGUUCCGGAGUCUCUGCUGGCGUGGCUGGCCCGGCAAUACGUGAGCGCGCCGGAUCUGCACGCGUCACUGGCCGACCUGGAGCGACGCAUCCUGAGCAGUGUUUCCCGCCAACUGGAACUGAGCCACGCCCAGACUCUCGGUCAAGCGGAAUCCAAGCUGGCGUCCGUCGUCGGAUCAGUACGGAGCGAUGCCGCCGCCGAAGGGCUGUCGGAAGAGCAAGUCAAAGUGAUCGUCCAGAAUGCGCUCAAGCUCUACUCCCAGGACAAGACCGGUUUAGUGGACUACGCGCUGGAGUCUGGAGGCGGCAGCAUCCUGAGCACUCGCUGCUCCGAGACGCACGAGACCAAGACGGCCCUGAUGAGUCUGUUCGGCCUCCCUCUCUGGUACUUCUCACAGUCGCCCCGAGUGGUCAUCCAGCCCGACGUGUAUCCGGGCAACUGCUGGGCCUUCAAAGGCUCGCAGGGUUACCUGGUGAUCCGGCUUUCCGUGAGAAUCCGGCCCACGUCCUUCUGCUUGGAGCACAUUCCCAAAGCCCUGUCCCCCACCGGCAACAUCAGCAGCGCCCCGCAGAACUUCACCGUCUUUGGUCUGGAUGACGAGUACCAAGAAGAAGGCCAGUUGCUGGGACGCUACAUUUACCGGGAAGACGGAGAAUCGCUGCAAACCUUCCCUGUUCAGGAGGUGACGGAGAAGAGCUUCCAGAUCGUGGAGGUGCGGGUGCUGUCCAACUGGGGCCAUCCCGACUACACCUGCUUGUAUCGCUUCCGAGUCCACGGAGAGCCUCGGCCUCAGUGA